Tarenaya hassleriana is the source of this 1763-nucleotide messenger RNA. RefSeq names its product signal recognition particle 54 kDa protein 3. The transcript is spliced from 9 exons. Gene Ontology annotation, molecular function: endoplasmic reticulum signal sequence receptor activity; GTPase activity; ATP hydrolysis activity. The record is from RefSeq and is a predicted model, not a curated record. Gene Ontology annotation, biological process: SRP-dependent cotranslational protein targeting to membrane; SRP-dependent cotranslational protein targeting to membrane, translocation. Gene Ontology annotation, cellular component: cytosol; signal recognition particle, endoplasmic reticulum targeting. Lineage: Eukaryota; Viridiplantae; Streptophyta; Magnoliopsida; Brassicales; Cleomaceae. Bases 119 to 1606 code for a protein of 495 amino acids.
AAAUCGGUAAAUACAAAACCCUAGAACUAUUUCCCAAAUCUGAUAUUUUUCUCUCGAGAAUUUCCGAUAACCUGAUCCUGCGUCGAAUCGCCGGGAGAAUCAAUUCGCGAAAGCCAAGAUGGUGUUGGCGGAGCUUGGUGGGCGGAUUACCCGCGCCAUACAGCAGAUGAGCAAUGCCACGAUCAUCGAUGAGAAGGUUCUGAACGAGUGCUUGAACGAGAUUACUCGCGCUCUGCUUCAGUCCGAUGUUUCGUUUCCCCUCGUUAAGGAGAUGCAGACCAAUAUCAAGAAGAUCGUCAACCUCGACGAUCUCGCCGCAGGCCACAACAAGCGUAGGAUCAUUCAACAGGCUAUCUUCAAUGAGCUUUGUAAGAUGCUUGAUCCAGGAAAACCUGCAUUCGCCCCUAAAAAGGGUAAACCCAGUAUAGUCAUGUUCGUCGGUUUACAAGGUGCUGGAAAAACCACAACAUGUACCAAGUAUGCUUACUAUCAUCAGAAGAAGGGCUAUAAGCCAGCUCUGGUGUGUGCCGAUACUUUCAGGGCUGGUGCUUUUGAUCAGCUGAAACAGAAUGCUACCAAAGCUAAGAUCCCAUUUUAUGGAAGCUACACAGAAUCAGAUCCUGUGAGAAUUGCUGCUGAAGGAGUGGAAAGAUUCAAGAAAGAAAACUGUGAUCUUAUCAUCGUGGACACCAGUGGUCGCCAUAAACAGGAAGCUGCUCUUUUUGAAGAAAUGCGUCAAGUUGCUGAAGCAACGAAACCAGAUCUUGUUAUAUUUGUCAUGGACAGCAGUAUUGGUCAAGCUGCAUUUGAUCAAGCUCAAGCGUUCAAGCAAAGUGUUGCUGUAGGAGCUGUUAUAGUUACUAAGAUGGAUGGCCAUGCAAAGGGUGGUGGUGCUCUCAGUGCUGUUGCAGCAACAAAAAGUCCCGUCAUAUUCAUCGGAACGGGAGAGCAUAUGGAUGAAUUUGAAGUCUUUGAUGUUAAACCGUUUGUCAGCCGUCUCUUGGGGAUGGGUGAUUGGUCGGGAUUCAUGGAUAAAAUUCAUGAGGUGGUGCCUAAAGAUCAACAGCCUCAACUUCUGGAAAAGCUAUCGCAGGGUAACUUUACACUGAGAAUAAUGUAUGAACAGUUCCAGAACAUACUCAACAUGGGCCCGAUUGGUCAGGUAUUUUCUAUGCUUCCCGGAUUUAGUGCGGAAUUGAUGCCAAAAGGGCAUGAGAAAGAAAGCCAGGCGAAGAUAAAGCGCUACAUGACGAUGAUGGACUCAAUGACAAAUGAAGAGCUGGACAGCUCAAACCCGAAGGUGUUCAACGAGUCGAGGAUGAUGAGGAUAGCGAGAGGGUCGGGGAGACACAUAAGGGAAGUGAUGGAUAUGCUGGAAGAGUACAAGAGGCUGGCGAAGAUAUGGAGCAACAUGAAAGGGCUGAAGAUACCGAAGAAGGGAGACAUGAGCGCGUUGUCGAGGAACAUGAACGCGCAGCACAUGAGCAAGGUCCUUCCACCUCACAUGCUCAAACAGAUCGGCGGCAUGGGCGGUCUCCAGAGUCUCAUGAAGCAGAUGGGUUCGGCCAAAGACAUGAUGGGUAUGUUCGGCGGCGGCGACAAGUAGAUCUCUCUCUCCCCCUCUCACAUCCACUCUGUUAUUUAUUUGCUCUUCAUACCAAGAGGUUAUAAUUCAGGACAGAACAGUUGUUACAUAAAUGUCGCUCUUUUGGACUCGGAUCAUAAUCACCCGUUGUUUAUAUGAUUUUUGAUUAGUUGUGCCU